CUUUUUAUUUCUCGUUUAAAGAGGUUAGACAGCAUUGCGUACACAUACGUCACUUCCUCUUGACAUGGACGUCUGCACGUGUUGAAAAAGUGACUGUUUACAGCUCGGAGGGUUCAAGAGGAGAAGAUUUAGUCACAUAACUUUUCAUAUAAAAUUAUAGACAACACUAACAACAGAAACUAAAAUAUAGUAGCUUCAUCUUCUUUCAAAUUUACAUCUUUGCGAUGCCGAAGGUGAAAAAAUCGAGAGGUGGAGGAGGAGAAAAGAGCGGAGGAUCGGUGGCGCUGGCUGAUCAGAUCAUGCAGACCGACACGGUGCGAGCCCGAGGUCGGGUGAAGAGCAGAGACAGUCGGGCAGAAAACGAGGACAGCUACGUAGACGAGCGUCUGUCAAGGAAGAUCUUACAACAGGCCCGAAUUCAACAAGAGGAGCUACAGAGCGAAUAUGGCGUGGAACCAGAGAAGAAGAAAGCACCAGUCACUGUUCUUGGUGAUGUUGGAGGUGCUGAUGCUCAGGAUGCAGACUCAGAUGAUGAGUGGCCAGCACUGGGAGCAGAAGGUGCUGGGGAUGUUGAGUGUGAGACCGAAGUUGUUGUUGAUGCUGAUGAUGAAAAGGCCAUGGAGAUGUUCAUGAACAAAAACCCACCAGUGAGACAAACUUUAGCAGACAUCAUAAUGGAGAAGAUUACAGAGAAGCAGACAGAAGUCGGGACAGUAAUGUCAGAAGUGUCAGGAUGUCCUAUGCCCCAGCUUGACCCAAGGAUAAUAGAAGUGUACAAAGGUGUCGGCAAGGUGCUGUCAAAAUAUCGCAGUGGUAAGUUGCCGAAAGCUUUUAAAAUUGUCCCGGCACUUUCAAACUGGGAACAGGUUCUUUAUUUGACUGAGCCUGAGAACUGGACUGCAGCUGCCAUGUACCAAGCAACAAGGAUCUUCUCCUCCAAUCUGAAAGAGAGAAUGGCCCAGCGGUUUUACAACUUGGUGCUGCUGCCCCGUGUGCGGGAUGAUAUUGCGGAGUACAAGCGACUUAACUUUCACCUCUACAGUGCUCUGAAGAAGGCCUUGUUCAAACCAGGAGCUUGGUUCAAAGGUAUACUGCUUCCUAUGUGUGAAUCAGGGACAUGUACUCUCAGGGAAGCCAUCAUCGUAGGAAGCAUACUCACAAAGUGCUCAAUCCCUGUGCUCCAUUCUGGUGCUGCAAUGCUUAAGUUGGCAGAGAUGGAGUACAACGGCGCAAACAGCAUUUUCCUACGUCUCUUACUGGACAAGAAAUAUGCCCUGCCUUUCCGUGUCCUGGAUGCCUUGGUGGCUCACUUCCUGUCCUUCCGCAGUGAAAAACGUGUACUUCCUGUGCUGUGGCAUCAGAGUUUACUCACCCUGGCUCAGCGCUACAAGGCUGACCUGGCCUCUGAACAGAAAGGGUCACUCCUGGAGCUGCUCAAAAUACAAACACACCCUCAGAUCUCUGCAGAGAUUCGUAGAGAACUGCAAAACUCAGAGUCCAGGGAUAUUGAAAUUGGGCUCCCUGUUACAGUUGAAAUGGAAUGAAGUCUGGCCUGUGGCAUCCUUUUCCUCCUCCUCCUCCAAUGCGAAUGAGUUAUGGUUUGUGCUGCAAAAACAACAGAAUCUAAUAACUAAUCUAACUUCAUAAUUCUUCUUUUCUUAUCAAAGAAGAGUUUAUAUAUAAGUUUCUCAUUACAAAGUCUCAGGAUUCUCCUCAAAGCAAUGAUGAGUUUGCACAUUUCAAGAUGCACAUCAGAAGUGACAUGUGAUUUCAUAUCUUCAAUCUGAGCUGGUUUUUCUUGCAGUUGUGGUGCAUUGCUUGCAUUGCUUGAGAAUAAGAAGACUGGAGUUUGUGUGUCUAAAGAUCAAUGUUGGUAUUUCCAUGUGGAUUAAACAUAAAAUGAAUUCUAAAA
Messenger RNA from Notolabrus celidotus (New Zealand spotty), 1912 nucleotides. RefSeq names its product bystin-like (gene bysl). Lineage: Eukaryota; Metazoa; Chordata; Actinopteri; Labriformes; Labridae. The coding region runs from base 225 to 1544 and encodes 439 amino acids. Gene Ontology annotation, molecular function: snoRNA binding. Gene Ontology annotation, biological process: rRNA processing. The record is from RefSeq and is a predicted model, not a curated record. Gene Ontology annotation, cellular component: nucleolus; cytoplasm; preribosome, small subunit precursor. The transcript is spliced from 7 exons.